Messenger RNA from Lycium ferocissimum, 2215 nucleotides. RefSeq lists its product as uncharacterized. NCBI's taxonomy places the organism in Eukaryota, Viridiplantae, Streptophyta, Magnoliopsida, Solanales, Solanaceae. The record is from RefSeq and is a predicted model, not a curated record. Gene Ontology annotation, biological process: ubiquitin-dependent protein catabolic process. Gene Ontology annotation, cellular component: endoplasmic reticulum. Gene Ontology annotation, molecular function: ubiquitin protein ligase activity; ubiquitin-like protein conjugating enzyme binding. The coding region runs from base 583 to 1824 and encodes 413 amino acids. The transcript has a single exon.
GUAAUUUGCCACCUAACUUACUAUAACGACUCUUCUUAAUUUCCCGCAACCCUCAGAUUUCACAACACACUAGACAGACAGACAGAGAAUGUGCCAAAUCCCACUAAACUAACCCAAAGUUGCGCGAAACCCAUGACCCAUCCAAUCUAAUCUAAUUGACACACCUUUUCUUGUUACUUGUUGCUUGUUUCUUCUCCCUCGGAUGCUCUUUCUAAAUGCCAUUUCUUUUUCCCUCUUUGCAGACCUGAAGCUGUAUGUCCUUUUUUGUACAAGCACAAGAACCACUGGAUGGUGGCUUUAUCAAGAAUUUUCUUCCUUCACAUGCCUGAUUUUUAUCUUUCCUGCAGGUAUUUAAUCAAUUCUUGAUUUGGGUCUUCAUUUCAUUGUUUGAUGUUUCAGUUAAGGACGUUAUUUAUCUUUUCCUCCUUGUUUUGGGCCCUGUGAACCCUAUGUUGUGAUUUAAUGCUUGGUUUCUUUUGGUGUUUUCUUUAGGUGAAAUCUAGCCUAGAAAAGAGCUGUGUUUUACUGUCCUGAAAAAAGGAUAUCUUGGAAAUUAAGUGAGUAUAACUAGGACUAAACUGGAUGUCUGAUAAUUUGAUGGAUGAUAUGGUGAUGGAUCUGGAUUUGAACCAAGAGCCUUUGGACCCAUCUUCUGGUUCAACUUUAGGAUUAGGUUCUUUGCUGAGUGAUUUAGAAACUGCUCACAGUAGGAUAGAGGAGAGAAUUAGGCAGCUUGAAGCUGUCACUGCUAGAGCUUUGCAGCGCCAUAGGUGGCGUCAGGCUCGGACUACUUCUGAUAAUGGUAAUAUUUCGGUUGACGGGGCAGUCAAUGUGGAUAGUGAGAUGCAAGGUCAGAAUAGGGCAAGCAGUUUGAAUAAUGUGGAAAGGACUAUUGGAUGCAAAAGGGAUAGUUCCCAUUUGGUAGCAAAGGCAUUAGAGAUGGAUGUAGUGGUUAAUAAGGUAGAUGACGAUGGUGGGAGCUUUUUCGACUGUAAUAUAUGCUUGGAAAUGGCGAAAGAACCUGUCUUAACCUGUUGCGGCCACCUAUAUUGCUGGCCGUGCUUUUAUCAGUUACCUUAUGUUGAUUCAACUACAAAGGAAUGUCCUGCCUGCAAGGGAGAGGUUGCAGAUGCAAAUGUUACUCCCAUUUAUGGUAAUGGGGAUGGUGAAAGCAUAACAGAAUUGGAGUCUGGUCUGAAAAUACCACCACGGCCAAAGGCACGUCGAAUAGAGAGUGUUAGACAGCAGCGUGUAACUCAGGGUUUGUCUCACAUCCCGGUUGCGGAAGCACUAAGGAGAAUUAGGACUAGUAUUGGAUUGCAACAGGACAGUGGUGGAGUUAAUUUGAGUUUUGGGAGCAACUCUCAUGUGUUGCAAAAUGCUGAUACCUUAAGCAGUAGGAGACUACGUUCCCGUCUUUUUUCGAGGGUGUUGUCAGAAGGUGCUGCGUCUCUUUCAUCAGAGUUAGAUAAUGCACAACGGAUGUUUGAGGAUCUAGCAGCUUCACUCACUGAUCGGCUUCUCCAAAGAAGUACUAAUGCGGAUGUUCUACCAGCCCAUCAUGGAGCAACAGGCGACGGUGAUUCUUUCAGAAGAGAUGCUGCUCUCAUCCAGUCCAAUUUAGGGACGGGUUCCACUGCAUCUGUUUCGUCCUCUUCUCAAGCAAAUGAAGUUUCUGACACUGCUGGUCAGUUGGAAAACCUUACAACUGAUACUGGUAAUCUGCCUGCGAUUCGAUCUUCCUUGGCUUCCAGGAGAAGAAACAUUUUGUCAAGGCUUUCUGAUGUAGAUUUCCGUGAAUCUAGAAGGAGAAGAUUGAAUUGAUGGCCUUUGAAUGAACAGGGUAUAGUUUCCCAGUUCUUCUCUCUCCUCAAUUAUGUCACUUUCAUUGCAUUGUGUUAUCGCCAACUCUAAAGCGGCUUGGGUAGAAACAAUUCCCAAAUAUCAAACAAAGUAUCAGCAUUGCCCCUAACUCCUGUUGGAAGUUUAUAUCUACAUCAUAUUUAGCUUCUUCUAGUUUUGGAAUUCACUAGCGUGGUGAAAUUGCUUGGUAGGAGGCUUCCUCAACAAAUAAUCAACUCUCGCUGCAUGUAUUAGGUACUUUUGUCAAAAACCAGUAUGAAUUCUAUCUGCUUGUUCUCUACACAUUUGAUUAACGUUCAUGAUUGUACAAUGGAAACUCCCAUUUGUUAAAUGUUAUUUUGGUUUUCUACUU